UCGCCUCUACGUUAACCUGCAUCUCUGACCAAGGGACACGGGAACCAUGGAGAAAUUCCUCGCUGCAUCGAAAGCGAAACUGGCUGAUCUCAGAAUGGCGGGAAAGGUGACGGUGGUCAUGGGGAACCAGACCUGCGACCUGGAUUCCGCGGUCUGCGCCCUGGUGGAGGGCCUCCUCCGAUAUCAGGAGGCAAGGACCCGUAAUCACGAUCCGGCCGUGAUACCCGUAAUGAAUGUCGCGGAGGAGGAAUUCCGCGUAAGGACCGAAGUCGUUUAUUACCUCAGACGACAUAACGUACCCCUAAAUUUGCUGACGUUUCGCUCGCAGGUCGCGCUGGAGGUCCUCGCCGGGGAGCGGAGGCUGGAGCUGGUCCUGGUGGAUCACCACGCGCUCCCGGAGCGGGACUCGUCGCUGGCCGAUUCCGUCGUGGAAAUUAUUGAUCACCGGCCCCGAGACGCGGCCUGGCCCUGGCGCGGGAGGACGAUUAAUUUACAAACAGUCGGCAGCUGCGCCACUCUGGUGGCCGGGAACGUAUUAGCGAGGCGCCCGGAAGCCCUGGACUCGCAAGUUUCCAAUCUUCUGAGAGGCGCCAUCCUGAUCGACACCUGCAACUUCUCGAAGGAGGCCAAUCGCGCCACUCCGUUGGAUUUGGAGGUUAUGCAGCGGCUCGAGGAAGUGGAUGGCGUUAGAGAUGAUAGAGAGACGGUGUACAAGGAGAUUUUGGCCGCGAAGACCGACAUAUCCGAGCUAACGCCGAGGGAUUUGCUGAUCAAGGAUUACAAAAUGGCGGGCGGGGUGCCGAUCGCCGGCUUGCCGGUGCUGGUGGAGGAGUUUAUCAAACUGGAGGGCGCCUACGAAGCCGUGGAAUCGUUUACGAGGGCGAGAAACGGCCAGCUCGCGAUCCUUAUGGGGCUGGAUUUAAAGAACGACGUCGUAACGAGAGACAUCGCCGUGUUCUCAUUGUCGCCCGAUGAGCUGGAAAAUAAAGUGAUCCGAGCGUUGACGUCCGCCACCCAGCCGAGUCUGCAGCUGACGGAGUCGUCGAGCCUCGUCGAGCCCGGGCGCAGGUUCCUGCUCUAUCGGCAGGGCAACGUGCGGGCGUCGCGCAAGCAAAUACUGCCGAUCGUACAAAGCGCCGCCGUCGCCGCGCCCUGUCAAUGUUGACCCUCCUGCAGUACUUGCCGGCCCGGGCAAACCUGCCCCUAAGUGUGUAUUAACACUUUGCCGCCGCGAAAUGCGCCCCCGCGAUAAAUCAUUCCGGCUUUCGCGUGGUUAUCGAUUGGCCUCGCCGGCAGGGCGAUUGAACCGGCAGCCCCCCCGGCAGCUGUGUACAAUGUACCGACAUACCGACCGCCUGUACGACCAUCUUCCCUGCGAUUCCAUGCACGGGCCCCGAAUUCCACCGCCGAAUUCCGACCACGCUUUCGACGCGGCCCUGUUACGAGGACCGGCUAACGAGUUCGUCGCUAAAAGAAGAGAGGCCAAGAAACGGGAACCUAGGGCCGCGUCGGGGGGUGGAGGGUCAAUGGCGGAUGGACCUCGUCUCGGGGAUUACGCGAACAUCCCCCAUUGACCGGUGGAAUUUGGCCGUUCGGUUGUUCAGCGGUUAAUCCACCGCGCCGUGUUUAAAGUAGAUACGAGCCGGUUUGUUUGCCCGCGGAAUACUGCAUUAAAUGUUAAAUGCGCGCGGAAAAGUUUUAAUUUGCCGCGGUUUAAUAUAUUGCAGGAAGUUCACUCGGUUAAUCGCCGGCCCGGUUAUACCAGCGCCCCGUACUGCCAGCGCGCUGCAUUUUUCCGUGCAUCAGCAGUAGAGUCUGCUGCAACAAUUAGUUGCGCUUUCGCCCCCGCUUACACGGGGGUUGGAUUUUCUAGCAAUCGGGGGGAGAGGAAUCGCUAAGUCGAGGGCGCGGUUUCAAUUGCGAUGGCCAGGUAUACGGUUGCCGUUGCCACGAGGUAGGAAGCGUGUACACUGGUGGUCAUGAAUGGCUUUCUGGUGUAUGGAGCGGGGAGGAGCUGGUGCGAGCGGGUACGGGGUCGUUCGAUAGACCAGUUUGAAGGAAAGAACCUUCCUCGUCGGGCUGAAGCGAUGGCAGGUGCGAAGAAAAUUUAACGGGGACAGGGCAGCCCGAAAACGGACUGAAAACGUCAUGUAUCCGCUCGAAAAUCGCUUCAAACCCCUGUAUCUCACCUGAAAAAAAUUAAAAGGAUGUACGCGUAUAUGUAGUUUUUCCGGUACGCCGUGCGUAGAGGAAAGGGAUCCAACCCCUUAUUUUUUGUACCAGGGCUACUCCCGGAACAUGUUUGCUCUCACGCUACCUCGCGUGCACCAAGA
This is a messenger RNA of Orussus abietinus, 2333 nucleotides long. It is a transcript of the gene pn, whose product is annotated as exopolyphosphatase PRUNE1. Gene Ontology annotation, cellular component: cytoplasm. The record is from RefSeq and is a predicted model, not a curated record. The coding region runs from base 47 to 1165 and encodes 372 amino acids. Gene Ontology annotation, molecular function: exopolyphosphatase activity. The transcript has 6 exons. Lineage: Eukaryota; Metazoa; Arthropoda; Insecta; Hymenoptera; Orussidae.